CAGACAGUAUGGAGCUGACAGCUUCCUCCAUCUCUCUGAUGAUGAAUGUGUUGGUGUUGAUCUUGUGUGCUCACAUCGGCCUUUCACAAACAUCAGAGCGUACUUUCCCUCGUAUUGUUCCAUCCCAACUGCAGUACUUUGAAUACAGCAAUCUCAAAGUGACCUGUGAGGGAUUUUUUAAUGACAUGAUCCAAUGGAGGGUGCUGAGGAAGGAUGAGAAAAAAACCCUAAAAACUUCUUGUAACAAAAAACACUGAUGCUUUUGGAGCGUGCCACAUUGAAAUGGUGUAUCCAGCCGACUCUGGAGAAUACUGGUGUGAGAGUGACGACAAAAGGAGGAGUGAAGGAGUCCUGAUCACAGUCACAGCGGCUGAUGUAAUCCUGGAGAGUCCAGUUGGUCCGGUGAUGGUUGGAGAUAAUGUUACUCUUCGUUGCAUUAAAAACCCAAACCUAAAACCCUCCACAAAGUUUGACUUCUACAAAGAUGGUGUCCGUGUGAACACAAGUUCAACUGGAGAGAUGAUCCUCCACAACAUCUCACUGUCUGAUCAGGGGUUCUAUAAAUGUAACGUAUCUGAAAAGGGGUUCACCAAAGAAAAUCUGCUGCAAGUUAAAGCUGUGCUCCUGGAGCUUCCUGAUCGGCCUGUGCUGGAGGGAGAGAACGUGACUCUGUUCUGUAGAGACAAGAUGGCCGCUUCAAACUACACGACUUUUUUCUACAAAGACGAUGAAAUGAUCGGGAACAGUUCCUCUGGAAAGUUGACUCUGAACAAAGUUUUCAAAACAGACGAAGGAGUUUACAAGUGCCAAACCUCAGAGGACAGAGAGUCGGAGGAGCAGUGGCUGGCUGUGAGAGGUGCAACACGGUCUACAUGGACACUGGUCUCUGGUCUAGCUGCUCUGCCGUUGCUGCUGAUAGUUUUGGUGUUCAUCUAUAAAAAAUGCAAAAGUCAUCGUGGUCCCACCUCCAGACAUCAAGGACCUUCAAGCAAUGAAGAUGAAGCAACGUACAUCAAUUUAACUAAAAGAGUUAAUACCGUGAGUUAA
Molecule: messenger RNA, 1047 nt
Organism: Boleophthalmus pectinirostris (great blue-spotted mudskipper)
Lineage: Eukaryota; Metazoa; Chordata; Actinopteri; Gobiiformes; Gobiidae
Product: Fc receptor-like protein 5
Exons: 7
Coding region: 283-1047 (254 amino acids)
Biological process (GO): cell surface receptor signaling pathway
Molecular function (GO): transmembrane signaling receptor activity
Source: RefSeq, a predicted model, not a curated record